This is a messenger RNA of Colletotrichum siamense, 624 nucleotides long. RefSeq lists its product as uncharacterized. The record is from RefSeq and is a predicted model, not a curated record. The transcript has a single exon. NCBI's taxonomy places the organism in Eukaryota, Fungi, Ascomycota, Sordariomycetes, Glomerellales, Glomerellaceae. The coding region runs from base 1 to 624 and encodes 207 amino acids.
AUGAAACCCUCUCAACCUGACAACAGCGACGAAGCCCAGCACACAUCCAAGCCACGACGACCACCGCCCAUCCGUCCCAAACUGCAGUACCUCAACGGCCUCCCCCUCCUCUCCCCAUCAAGUCCCUCCUCUCGCGCACCCCUACCGCCCGUAUUCUACCGUGAGUGCACGCCGGGCAAGUGCCUGCAGUGCGCCCUCGCCAGCGCCCGGUGUGAGUUCUUCACCUCCGAGCAGAAGCUCAAAUCGUCCGGGCCGUGCGGCCGCUGCAGGCGCGUCGGGGGCGUGUGCCUGGUGCGGCGGCUGCUCGAGAGUGCGGACUGGGGCCGGGACGAGAUCUCGGGGGCGCAGGCGGGCGAUUGGAUUGCGGCGGAGACGGGAGGCGUCGGAGACGCGGAUGCGGUGAGGUUGGCUGGCGAGUUGUUGGCGGAGGGGAGGCGCGGGAGGAGGAGGGAUAUUUGCGGGGUGGCUGUCGGAGAGGUGGAUUUGAAGGGGUGGGCGUUGCCGAAGCCCUGUGAGGUUGAGGAUGAAGUGGAGGAAGAGGAGGUAUACUGGAAGAGACUUCUGCCGAAGAGGUUGAAUGUAAAGAGAGAAAAUCUUGAGGAUGAGGUGUUCGAGACAUGCUAG